ACCAACGAGAUCAAGAAAGCGCCGGGACGAACACGCCUGGAUUUCAGCACCAAUCCAGUGGUGACAGCUCCGUAUCGCAAGGUGAGCUUUCCAAAAUUGGAAGAGGGAUUUCGGCUUUCUGCGAUGCUGAUCGAGAGAGGGGAAGAGCGGGAAUUCCGCCGCUGGGCUCUCUGACAAGGGGCCGCUUACACGGGGCAGAGAGAGAGAGAGAGAAAAGAGAGAGAUAGAGAGAGGGCGAAGACGGGAGCGGGCUCAGCGCGACGAGGGAUCUGUCAGACACAGCACGAGUUUGGAGCGGCCCCCUCUCUCCGCUCUGUUCGGGUCCCUUGAAUUUCGGCUGGGGAUUCGAAUAUCAUUCCAGGACAGGACUCUCUGUAAGAAUUUCAACGCUCAGCCGCCGUAGUUUUGUAGGUGAUAUUUAACGCUGUGUGUAUACACCUAAGCUGAAUUCAGACUCGGCGCUCACUCCAAUUCUGGUGCUAACUACAGACUCUUCCUGUACUUCUCCGCGUUGCUGGGGAAAACGAAUCCUGGAUCUCUGCUUUUCGCUACCAUUCAUCACGUUUUCUUUUUCUCUAUCCACAACUGUCGGUUCAGAAAUGAGCCUUUGUAUCGAUCACAACUUGGGAUCUCCCGGAUCAGAAUCUUAAGGGGCGAAACAGUACAAGAAUCAACCAAGGAAGGAAACUGUAGAAACCACUCGGACAAUGGGAGGAGCCGGAACGCCCUGUAUGUAGUAGAGCUGGUGGAUGGACUUUACAAAUGUAAUCUCGGAAACUUGAAUACUCUGUCCCAAAGUGCACCUUCUCGAUUCCGAGAGAGAGAGGAAUCGAAUUGAAGAUAAUCCAAGACAAUCGUUGAAGGAGAAGAGAUCAACCUCUGACCUUUGGCGGGAGAGCUGCAUGAGGAAAGGGGCUAAGGGAUCAUCGUGAAGGGUCUGGAAGAGAGAGAGAAAGAGAAAGAGCAAUAAACAGUUCUACAUUCAAGAUCGACAACUCAAGACUCUGAUGUAAAAAGAAGCCAAGACACAACAUCACUGUUCGAAUGGUUUGAUGGAGAACUGGUCGGAUGACAGCUGGAACUGUUGUUAUCACUGGUGGAAUACUAGCAACAGUGAUACUGCUUUGUAUCAUAGGUGUGCUCUGUUACUGUAGACUCCAGUAUUAUUGUUGCAAGAGUGAAUCGGACGAUGAGGAGGAAGACUCAGAUUUACACCCUCACCCACACUUGGCAUGCGACGCCUGCAACGCGCACUUUGUGGACGGGUUUCUCACUCAGCUGCCUGCGCCGGUUGAGCCCAGACAGGCAGCGGCGAGGGCCUCGUGUCCCGACUGCUCCCCCCGCCGCUCCCCAUUUUACAUACAGACCGCCGAGGAGAUGCGCAACGGAGGUGAUCGCGUCGCCUACACUCCCGCCCGCUACAAAGAGGCGGGCCCGCCCUUCAAAAUGGCGUCGCUCCAAGGUUACCCGGUGAGCCGCCAGAACACGGUGCGGGAGACGAUGGCCAGCGUCAGGGCUAUAAGUACUGAGGUGUGAACUAGGGGUGGGAGAGAGGGCGGCAGUCGGAGGAGGAGGCAACAUCCUUCCAUUGCUGGGAAAGCAAAAAAAAAUACCCUGCAAAAAAAAAUGUCUUUGAACAAGAGGUUCCAAUAAAGGAAAUGUAUCUUUCCCAAAUGGUCAGUGAAUUGAGGAGAGCGUCUGUCCUGUGGCCUAUCUGGACACUUUGGUUCCUUUCAUCUGAGAGAACAACAUGAUCAAGGGAUAGAACUACCCCUCGCUUCACUCCUCUUUGGGAGUCACAAACUUUGUACAGGAACUUCAAACGCAAGGAGGGAGCAGCUGACUCCUCAAUUUUUCAGAGGUUAAGGACGCUGCAUUUUCAAUUGUGAGAUUUGAAGGUGAAGUGGAGUGGAAUUUAAGCAUUUACAAUCAGUCAUAGAGCCUUAUCGUGUGGAAACAGGCCCAUCAGCCCAACUUGCCCACACUGGCCAACAUGCCCCAUCUACACUAGUCCCACCUGCCUGCUUUUGCUCAUAUCCCUAUAAACCUGUCCUAUCCAUGUUUCUGUCUAAAUGUUUCUUAAACAUUGUGAUAGUACCUGCAACGUACUUUAUAACAUUUAAGGCUGUGGAGGCCAAAUCAAUAGAAGUUUUUAAGGCAGAGAUUGACAGGUGUUUGAUUCAUAUGGGUGUCAGGGGUUAUGGGGAGAAGACAAAGAAUGGUGUUGACAGGGAAAGAUAAAGAAGACUUGAUGGGCCGAAUGGCUUAAUUCUGCUCCUAUAACUUUUGACCUUAUCUGGAAACCUAGCCAUGCCGGAGAUGAGAAAUCUUAAUGUUAACAACAUUAUUUUUUUAUGGUUCUUUAAACAUUUUUUGUCAAUCAGUCAUUAAACUAGAGGAGAUUUAGCAGGUGAAGGAAGCGGGGGGAAUUUUCUGAUUUUGGAAUAGUUUGUGGCAGGUCAUCAUGUAAUGAAACAUAAUCCUUGAGGAACCUUCAGCACAAGUGAUGAGUGCAAGCCCCAGUGAGACGGGGAAAUCACUCUCCUGUGUUCAGAUUUCGGGAUGAGGCAGGGUCAGAUAUGGUGGUGACUGCUAUCUCUUCACAGCCAAACAGCUGGCAUCAUUGCCAGGGCUUACAACUGGGUGAGAUAUCUUAGACCUGCUCCUGGGAGAGAUUUGAUCCCUAGGGUGGCACAGUGGCACAGCUGGUACAGCUGCUUCUUCACAGAGCCAGAGGCCCAGGUUCGAUUUAGUUCCAUUUAGUUUAAAGGUGCAGCAAGGAAACAAGCCGUUCAACCCACCAAGUCCACACCAACCAUCGAUUACCCAUUCACGCUAGGUCUAUAUAAUCCCACUUUCUCAUCCACUCCAUAUGCAAUAGUGACAAUUUACAAAUGCCAAUUAACCUACAAAUGUGCACGUCUUUGAGAUGUGGGAGGAAUCCGGAGCACCCGGAGAAGCACAGGGAGAACACUCAAAAUCCACACAGACAGUACGUGAGAUCAGGAUCAAACCCUGGGUCUCUCGCACUAUGAGGCAGUACCUCUACCAGCUGUGUCACUGUGCCGCCCAAUUUUGUCCUUGUAUGCUGUCUGCGCGGAGUUUGUAUGUUCUCUCUGCAACCACAUAGGUUUCCUCCGGGUGCUCCAGUUUCCACCCUGCGUCCCAUUUUUGGAGGUUAAUUGGCCUCUGUAAAUUUACCUUGGGGUGUAGCACGUGGGUGCAAAAUUGGGAUAACAUGUAACUAGUGUGAAAAGGUGAUCAAUGGUCGGUGUGGACUCGAUGGGCUAAAGGGCCUGUUUUCACGCAGUUUCUUUCAAUAAAUUCAAUCAAUAAUUCAGGGGAUAACCAAGUGGACUGUUGAAUGUGCUGGAAGUGGAUGAAGCCCCAGUGCCCCCUGCCUCCAUAACACAAAUAUUCAAGCCCAAUAGUUGAGUGGGUUUCAGUGAUGGGAAGGCAGGAGAAAGGCGUUUUGAAAAAGUGGGGUUUCAAAUAUUAGAUGUCAAUGAAGUGAAUUCACUGCAUUCUAUUCCGAGACAUCAGAGGAGCUCGUCCAUGCUAAACAAAGAUACUCAGAAUUGUCAGGAUCCCUGAUGCUUAUCAUAUCAUAAAAGACAGGACCGUUUCAUUCGGUUCAGCCCUCUUUCUUUGGACUAAAAAAAAAUGAAGCCUAUUGAAACAUCCCCUAAUUGGUGGUCUGAUGUAUCAGCUGGUCUGGUGGGAACAUUCGCAUAAGAAUGAGAAUCACAUCCAUGUAAACCAUGCACGCUCUCUGCUAAAGCAACACACUCGCCUUCCCACCACAGUGUGCGACUUUCCGAUUUCAGUCAUUCUCGACGCAAAAGUACUUGUUUGUGCAUAAUAGCUUCAACAAUAAUGAAUGUGAGGUGGCUUUGCUGCCUUAGAAAUUAUAAAACAAGCAACACAAAUAAUCUAUAAAACUUGUAAAUGGAGAAAAAUAUAUAAUGUUGGUAUCUCAAAGAAUUUCGAAAGACAUCUCUUUCUUUUGUUUUUAAAGAUAUGUUGGCUCCCUGUAUACUUCCCUAAGAUCAUGAUGUAUCUGUCAAUGGAUGAACAUCAAUACAAUGGAAUCACCCUCUGUAUGUGGUGUGUUGGCUGAGAUACAGCAAGUUUCAAGGAGACAUCUGGAUCAAGUCUUAAUUUAAAGUAGACUCGACUAACGGCAAGGACAUCUCUAUUUAGUUGCUGACGAUAGACACAAAAAGCUGGAGUAACUCAACAGGUCAGGGAGCAUCACCGGAGAAAAGGAAUAGGUGAUGUUUCGGGUUGAGACCAAUCUUCAGACUGAGAGUUUGGGAAGAGGGAAACAAGGCAUAUAGAAGGUACAUAGAACAACUGAAUGAAAGAUAUACAAAAAGCAUGAUGAUCAAUGAAAGGUGGAGCCCACAUUGGUCCAUUUUUGGCUGUGGAGAAGGUGAUAAUGAAUGGAAUAAUUGGGUAAUAAUUGAGGAUGACCGUGUAAACUAGUACGAUGACCACUAGGGAUGGAGAGAGAGGGGAUGUAAGGGUUACUUGAAGUUAGAGAUAUUAAAACUCAUGCCGCUGGGUUGUAAGCUGCCCAAGUGAAAUAGGAGAUGCUGUUGCUCCAAUUUGCGCUGGGCCUCACUCUGACAAUGGAGGAGGCCCAGGACAGAAAGGUCAGUGUGGGAAUGGGAAGGGGAGUUAAAGUGUUUGACAACCAGGAGAUCGCGUUGA
Molecule: messenger RNA, 4716 nt
Organism: Leucoraja erinaceus (little skate)
Lineage: Eukaryota; Metazoa; Chordata; Chondrichthyes; Rajiformes; Rajidae
Product: protein FAM163A-like
Exons: 5
Coding region: 1069-1536 (155 amino acids)
Source: RefSeq, a predicted model, not a curated record